Anopheles cruzii is the source of this 1522-nucleotide messenger RNA. It is a transcript of the gene dare, whose product is annotated as NADPH:adrenodoxin oxidoreductase, mitochondrial. The coding region runs from base 1 to 1464 and encodes 487 amino acids. Gene Ontology annotation, biological process: ubiquinone biosynthetic process. The record is from RefSeq and is a predicted model, not a curated record. Gene Ontology annotation, cellular component: mitochondrion. The transcript has 6 exons. NCBI's taxonomy places the organism in Eukaryota, Metazoa, Arthropoda, Insecta, Diptera, Culicidae.
AUGUUUCGUAAAAUAGCUCCUUUUGUGAGGUCGCCGAAAGUAGCACAAAGCUACCGUUGCGGAUCUUCCAGCACAUCUUCCAGCAGCAUCCAGCGACGGAUCUGCAUCGUCGGUGCUGGUCCGGCCGGAUUCUACGCCGCACAGUACAUCCUGAAGCAUCUGGACAAUUCACAUAUAGACAUCGUAGAAAAAUUGCCCGUUCCAUUCGGUCUAGUGAGGUUCGGCGUGGCUCCAGACCACCCGGAGGUUAAAAAUGUCAUCAACACGUUCACCAAAACGGCGGAAAAUUCCCGUGUUCGGUUUCUCGGAAACUUAAGCUUGGGGAAAGAUUUCACACUGGCCGAGCUGCGUGAACGAUAUCAUGCUGUGGUUCUGACCUACGGAGCUGAAAAGGAUAACACACUGGCGAUUCCGAACGAAACAUUGCCAAACGUACUGUCGGCUCGAGAGUUCGUCGCUUGGUACAACGGAUUGCCAGGAUUCGAGAAGUUAAACCCGGAUUUGAGCGGGAGCACGCUGACACUGCUGGGUCAGGGAAAUGUUGCCGUCGAUGUUGCUCGCAUCGUACUAUCAAGCGUGGAUGAACUGAAGAAAACAGACAUAACCGAGUACGCCCUCGAAGCUCUGUCGAAAAGUAACAUCAAAACGGUUCAUCUCGUUGGUCGUAGAGGGCCUCUGGAGGCAGCGUUUACAAUCAAGGAGCUACGAGAAAUGCUCAAACUAGGGACCAGCAGAACUACCUGGCGGCUGGAUGAUUUUCAUCACGUUGAAGAAAGCAUACCAAAUCUACCUCGACCGAGAAAGCGUAUCACGGAACUCAUGGUGAAAAGCCUCUCGGAGCAAACGACGAACGCUGGACAAUCGGGCAAACAAUUUUUGCCAAUCUUUUACCGCUCACCAUUAAGUAUUGUUGGCCAGGGCAAAGUAGAGGCCGUAGAGUAUGCAGUAAACAAGGUCGCUGAUGGUAGAGCGUUUGCUACCGAGCAACGUGAAACCAUUCCUACGGAACUCGUUUGUCGCAGCAUAGGUUACCGGGCGAUCAGUGUGGACAACCAUAUCAAUUUUGAUGACCAGAAAGGGCGUGUUAAUAACGCGAGCGGUCGCGUUUUGAAACGGAUCCUCACUGGCAGUGACCAAACGAUCGACGACAUUGAGGACAAGUACGAAACCGGUCUGUACGCUUCCGGGUGGCUCGCGACGGGACCGACGGGAGUCAUUCUCACCACGAUGAACAACUCGUUCGGAGUGGCGGAUCUUUUGUGUCGCGAUUUCCACAACAACUCCCUGCGGAUGAACGGUUCCCGACCGGGUUUGGAGUUGACCGGAAAAUCGUACGUCAGCUGGAAAGGAUGGAAAGCGAUCGGAAGCGAAGAAGAACGUCGUGGUGCGGCCAAGGGAAAGCCACGGGAAAAACUUACGUGUAUUAAAACAAUGUUAGAGAUUGCAUCAAAUGCCACCGACUAGGUGAAAGGGGGGCCGCGUACAUUCCAACCCCAGUUACUAGUAACCGUUUUUGUCAUAA